This is a messenger RNA of Wasmannia auropunctata (little fire ant), 4473 nucleotides long. RefSeq lists its product as uncharacterized. Bases 110 to 2104 code for a protein of 664 amino acids. The transcript is spliced from 11 exons. The record is from RefSeq and is a predicted model, not a curated record. Lineage: Eukaryota; Metazoa; Arthropoda; Insecta; Hymenoptera; Formicidae.
CAAUUAUUUCACGAAUACCUUUUGACUCGUCGAAUUUAAUAGGAUAUCUAAAGUCGUUGGAAACAAUUUAUCACUCUCUUUUCAACUUGAGUCUUAUGUCGUUAUAAGCAUGGAUAAUUUUGAACAGCAAAGUACAAGCGGCACUGAUACCGUUGCAUCAACGAUAGAUUUUUCAUCGUUAUAUUCAGCCAUACAACACGAUUACGAGGGGAGCAACAUUUCAAAUAUAAUCACGCAAUUAUUGCGUAUGUAUCAACCGAAAGAUGGUAUUAAUGCAUAUGAACGUGUACUGAGAAAAGUCCAAGCUUUACUGGAAGACAGUGAUUUUCAAAAAAAGCAGCUACUGCUCUCAAUGAUUCCUUCCCCAGACAAUGUACCAGAUCACACGAUUAAAAAAGUGUUUCGUACAACUACAGGUUUUAUUAAACUUAAUCAGCAGGAAAACAAUACGUGUCAAAAUAUAUUUGGUACUAAAAACAUGGACCAAGUAACGGAUAUUUCAUUACCAAAGCAAAAUUUUUUAUGUGAUAAGAAUACGUCGAAUUUCAAGUCGUCGCUUUCCGAAGCUUUUCCUUUUCGAGGUUUUUCCCAGAGUGAAAUUUCUAUGAUUCCAAGUUAUAUAAAAAACAAUUCAUCGAGUUAUUAUCUAAACAAUAAUUCAAAGAACGAGCUGGAGAGAAAUAAUAAGCAUCAAAUGUUGCCUUAUCAACAAUAUCUGCUUGAUAAAAAAUAUUACAUACCUGCUGGAAUUAAUAUGUACAAUACCUCUGCUGAAUCACAUCUUUGUCACUCGUCUCAGAUGGAUACACGCUCCAUGAAGAUGUAUAAUAAUACUGAGAUAAUAGAAAAUUUAUCGCAAAAUAAGAUUCCUCGACAAUUUAAUGACGUUAAAUAUAAAAAAUAUGAAGAUGCACUUGAUAUAGAUAAAAAACCUGGCGUUUCACACAUGAUAAUCGAUAUUGGCCAAAACGCAACAACUACGCAGACAAUUAAAGAUGAUAUACAUAAAACGAAUGUGUGUUGGGACGAAGAUCAGGACAUUAUCAUAAACGCGGAUGAUCUUUUACCAACCCCGAACGAUAGACUUAAAACAAGCUUGAGCAAUUUUUUGAAACGAGCGCAAGAAGGAAUUUCCAUUGAAUUGUCGGCCUUUCCACGCAUCAGGUCGCAUCCACAGGUGGGCUCCUUAAAUUUGGUACGUUUUACACCGAAAGACCUAAAAUCUGGAACACCACCAAAAGUUUUAAGACAAACUUGUACAUCUAAUGUCACAAAUAGCGAUAGUAACAGCUGCUUACUAUUAAAACAGCAAAACACAGUUAUUAACGUAGAAAAAAAUCAGAAAGAAUCGAUUAAAAGGACAAAACAAAAAGUUUAUGAUAACGGAUUACAAAAGAAAUACACUUCUCAGGAAUUCAAUAAAAGAACUCGUAAAAAUGAACUGCAAAUACAACAAAAUAAUUUACAUUAUGAUAUGGAAAAGAAAGAGGGAUGCACAUUCGUAUGCAAAGAGAAAAAUACGGAAAAAUCAAGACAUGGAUGCAAAGUGGUAGACUCAAAUUCGGAUAAUGUAAAUUCAGCAAAUAAUUUUCAAGCUCGCUCGAUGUUUCAACUAGCUGCAUACAAGAAACGAUAUUACGACACGUUAUUGAAUGUUCAAAGAGCGAAAGUUGCAAUAUCGAAUUCUUUAGCAUCUCCCUCGGAUCAUUUAAUAGCCUAUGAUGAUCCGUAUUAUUCGAAUUACAUAUGCCAGCAGCAACACCUGCUUCACCAACAGUGUCAUUUGCCGACGAGACCGGAAUUUUCGAGGUAUCCGGCGGAUCUAUCUGGAUUAUCGAGCGUGCACUGUGAUCAGUACAGUUGGACAAAAUCCAUCUGUAAAUAUUUAUUACUGAAGCAAUUAAGACUCCAACGUCAGACUUCGCCUCUAUAUGCUCGAGAUCAAAGCGGCUGGAUUCAUCGCUACGUCGGACACGUGUAUCCUUAUUCCUCUAUGCCGAGCGGAAGCGAUCAGACAAAGUAUUGCGUACGUCGUAAAAACUUGGAAGACAUAGUUGGAAAAUUGAAGGUGACUGAACGCAAUGACUUGGAUCUCAACAAUUGAGUGAUUUUCCCACAUUAAUUCGAUGAGAAGUUCCAUUGACGUUGUACACGCAAGUAAUAAUAUUCCUCUUAAUUACCAUGUGAUAUCUUCGAAUAUAUGAAUUUGAAGAAUUGACUAAUAUAACAGUAACGAUAAAAAUGUUGGAAAUUCAUUCACAUUAAUAUCAUGUAUAUAAGCUCGAUAUAUGAAUCUUACUCUAAAUGUUCUAAAUAUUUUGCAUUAGCCUUGUCUUCGCGUUGAAAAUAAUUAUUAUGGAUUGAUUUGGAAGUAUUGUAUCGAAAGAUUACUGCAACGAUUUAAAUAUACAUUUCCUGUUAGAUUAGUUAUAUUCCGAUUCCUCAUAAGGCGUAGCUCUUGUGAAGUUCAAUAGAUCGCGUAACGAUUUUGAUAAUUCCGUUUGUAUUUCGGACGAUUGCGUGACAAUGAUUUUUUUUUCCAAUGGCAUAUGCGCAAAAUAUAAUGUUAUAUACUUAGCUGUCGCCGUGUUUAACGCAUUUACUAACAAAUGUACAUUGUUCCGUUCAAGUAACAUUACACAAGGUUCACUCUGACUAGGUUUGUGAUAUAUUGUUAAGUAACAUACACAAAAUCACACGCACAACUCCGCACAAGUCAAUAGUGUAUAAUACUCGCCGUUCCAUUUACCCUUAGAUGUACAAAAUGACAUUUAAAAGAAUAUGUGAUAAUGCUAUAACUUAGGUGUUACGUGACUCAUGAAUCAUUUAUUGUCUAGAUCAUUCGCUAUCGGCUCGACAAAUCGCCAAGACACUAUGUCGCAUGAUAUUUGCGUCACACUUGGUAACCAGUCCGGCCGUCUUAUUUUUAUUUCAAAUCCAUUUUCAGACUUCUGCAAAGACAUUCGACUCACGAUUCGCCUAACAGUCCUACAAUUAAUAUGUCGCUACAGAUUGAUGAUCACUAUAAUUAUUGGCAGCAUCACAUUAUUCAUUCACAUGUAACUAAAUAUAUAAAUACAAUGACACGAUAUAUAUUAAUAUCCGAAUACAUCCACAUAAAUAUUAAAACACAUUAGAAAUAUCAAAAUGAGACGAACACUUCGUAUUUGGGGCGUGUAACGCAUAUAACGCGUCACGUGUGUGUGUCUAUCAUUUAGCGAAUGAGGAAUUAGGCCAGUUAAAUUAUUCUGCUAGGAGAAUUAAAACGAAUUGACAGGAAUUCUGUGAAAUUAAAUUUCUGACUUUCAAUAUUUCGUAAAGAAUACAUUCUGCAAUUAAUUGAAUGUGUUCAUUAAAAUACCCACUUUGAUUAAAUAAAAUUACAAUAAUUUUCCCUAUCAAUUCCUUUUAGCUCGCCUGAUUUUUGAAGGAUCUCAGGUCAUAUACAGAUUUGGAUUGUCAUGCUAUCACUACAGGUCAUUGUCAAUCGAGCUUAGUAUAUAAAGAAAUCUGCGUCUAUUAAUCGUAAUCGAAAUUUAUUGCCUGAAUGAUAAUUUAUUCAUACAAAUUCUAAGGAAACAGUGCUUCUCAUGUAUCACAAACAUACUGCUAUUUAUUAUAUUAACUUCGUUGAAGCAAAUAAUUGUUAUCGAAGUCAAGUGAUAGUUUAAUCUUUAUUGUAGUAAUAAUGACUUUAAUCCAUUUAGCUGUCUCUUGUCUGACAUUGCGCUACUUGACAAAUUACGUUUUUUUUUAUUCUUCUUGAAAAUUUUGAGAGAAAAUUUUUAGUAUUUACAAAUCUAUUGUUACAAAUAACAAUGUGGAAUGUGAAAUAAAAUGAUAUGACGCUAUGUGCACGAAUUCGAAUUACAAGCCUCGGAUGUAAAGUCAUUAAGAGAUUAUGUUACAUUCAAAGAGCGUUAUAUUUCCUCUGGCAGUGCUUGUACACUUUGAUAUAGCUCAAAGCUAAUUGCCUUAUUACGCCAAGUGACACUUUAAUUACCCCUAACGAAAUGUAACUUAUUUCACCUUCAAAUUUUAGCGUACCAACGAGGAAUCAUACAGAAAAAUUACACACUACAUUUCAUUGUGUCCAACAAAACGAGUUACGACACUAUCUAUAUUUGCCACAACGAAGCUGCUGUAUUAUAUGCUAUUUCUCUUUAUGAAUCUAUAUGAACACGCAUUUCUCUUACACUAUUAAUUGAUUUAAGGUCGACGCAUCAAAGUUUCGAUAAAUGUGUAAUUUAUUUGUGUUUACACCCGCGGCAUCGUAUCAAAAGACAAAAUAGCUGUUGCCAGACAAAAUAGUUGUCUUAAUCAUAAUUAGCUAACAUGUUUAUAUUUAUUCGAUCGUAUAAUGGUCGUGAUACAUUGAACGUAGGAGAAACGAGAUAUCAGAGAAAUUCUGAAGACCAUGUAAUGCUAUUAUAUAUAUUAAAAAGAGACUCAAUGGAAUUAUCAAUCAGGAAA